Molecule: messenger RNA, 1983 nt
Organism: Neoarius graeffei (lesser salmon catfish)
Lineage: Eukaryota; Metazoa; Chordata; Actinopteri; Siluriformes; Ariidae
Product: zinc finger BED domain-containing protein 4-like
Exons: 3
Coding region: 1-1983 (660 amino acids)
Molecular function (GO): protein dimerization activity
Source: RefSeq, a predicted model, not a curated record
AUGGGGCCCACCUACCUACUGGACAUGUUUCAGUUUGCCAAUACUUCAAACCUAUGGGCCCAUCUUAGGAGUCACCACAAAGAACUUUAUGAAUCUGCGAAGAAGCAGCAGUCAGAAACUCAGCUGGAAUCAUCAACUUUAGUGCAACCUACAGUAGUGAACAUGUUUCAAAUACAAAGAAAGUGGGCCAAUUCAGAUGACAAAUCAAAGCAGAUAGAUAAACUUAUCACAGAAAUGAUAAUUACUGACAACCAGCCAUUUACAGUGGUCUCUGAUGUUGGCUUUCAGCACGUUGUGCCUGGUCUUAAUCCAAGAUAUGCACUGAAAAGUGAAAAGUUUUACCGCACUGAGAAGGUACCUGAAAUCCAUACAAAAGUUGUGCACAAGAUUAAAGCCCUUAUUCAACCAAAGAAUGCUGGCUUCCCAUUAUCAUUUACCACUGAUUGCUGGUCAGGACCCACUGAAUCCCUCAUGAGCCUGACAUGCCACUUCAUCGAUAAGGACUGGGUGAGAAAGCAAGUUCUUUUAAACACAACAGUCAUGGAGGGAUCUCACACUGGGGAUUACAUCAAGGAGAAAUUCCUUGGCAUGCUGGAGCAAUGGAACAUUGCCAGAGACCGCGUAGGUCUUGUCCUACAUGACAACGGAGCUAACAUGGUGAAGGGAAUGAGGCUUGCCGAAGUGCCAGACCUCAGUUGCACAGCUCAUCAGUUGCAGCUCGUCAUACAUGAUGGCUUGGCAUGUCAAAGAGCUGUGAUCGACACAAUUGCCAUGGUGAAGACUUGUGUCACACAUUUUCAGCACUCUGUCCUGGCCAAGGACCACCUACAAAAAAUUCAGAAAGAACUUGGUCUUCCAGAGCACCAGUUGAUCCAGGCAGUCCCAACCAGGUGGAACUCAACACUCCACAUGCUGCAAAGAGCAUUGGAGCAGAAGAGAGCGUUGACCGUUUACUCUGGGGAGUAUGGGGGUUUUUCUGCCCCAAGUGCUCACCAGUGGGAACUUGCAUCCAAUCUGGUUGAAACACUUAUUCCCAUGGAGGAGGCCACUCUGGAUGUGAGCAGCAGUAGUUUCUCUGCAUCAUCCAUCAUUCCAUGCGUGAAUGUGUUGAAGAUGCUCCUCCAAGAUGAAGGACCCACAACAGUGGGCAUCAAAACUCUUCGGCAAGGUAUGAGUGAAAGCCUCAUCAAGAGGUUUGCAAAGCUGGAAGAAACAAAGCAUGUUGUUCUCGCCUGUCUGCUAGAUCCACGUUACAAGAAUUAUGCCUUUUCCUCUGAUCACACAUUAGUCAAGGCAAAGCAAUGGCUCAAGGAUGAUGUUGAGGGUGCCUUGACGGAGGCAUGCAAUGAUGAAGGAACUUCAGCACAGGAAGUUGAUGUGGAGCAGGUGGCUGAAGCAGAGGAGGAAAUUCCAGAACAUCAGGCCCAAAAAAAACAGAGGAGACAUGAUGCACCAUCUGGCAGCCGAAUAGAUGCCAUGUUCAGCUCACUGCUGGGACCACACACUGGAGAGGCAUCAGCCAGUCAUACUCUUGAUGAAGAGUUGCGUGUGUAUCUCAUGGAGCCCAUAAUUGGCAGACGAAUGGGGGAUCCACUCCAGUGGUGGAAACAGCACGAGAAUCGCUUCAAGCUUCUUUCAAAACAAGCAAGAAAGUUUCUUUGUGCACCGCCCUCAUCUGUACCCAGCGAGCGGGUCUUCAUACAACCUUUGCCUGCAUUACAGCCAGGCCAGCACAUCAACAUAAAACUGAAUGGGGGAAAAAGGAUGGAAGACUCCUGCAAAGUUAUUGCCAAGGCACCUGAGCUCAGGUCCUACUACGUGCAAACAGAACAAGGAAUGGUUACCCGCAGGAACCGGAGACAUAUCCAGGAAGUGCCAGAGUCAUCAGGACAAGCUACAACACCAGAAACUAGCGACCUAAGUCAUGAUUCCCCUGAUAACACAGGCUCCCCUCCCCUUUCUCCUGGUGCCCCAUCACUGUAG